CCCCUUCCUCCGGCCGCGGAGAAGGGCAUGGAGUUCGCGGGAGCCUAUAAAAGCCCCUGAGAGCCCGCCGAAGCCAAGGCGUUGAGAUAGCCGACGGAGCCGGGUGGGUGCACCAUGUCCCAUCACUGGGGGUACGACAGCCACAACGGACCCGCGCACUGGCACGAGCACUUUCCCAUCGCCAAUGGGGAGCGCCAGUCGCCCAUCGCCAUCAGCACCAAGGCCGCCCGCUACGACCCAGCGCUGAAGCCCCUCAACUUCAGCUACGAUGCCGGCACGGCCAAAGCCAUCGUCAACAACGGGCACUCCUUCAACGUGGAGUUCGACGACUCCUCUGACAAGUCAGUGCUGCAAGGAGGAGCACUGGAUGGAAUCUACAGGUUGGUGCAGUUUCACAUUCACUGGGGCUCCUGUGAGGGCCAGGGCUCUGAGCACACUGUGGAUGGCGUGAAGUAUGAUGCUGAGCUUCAUAUUGUUCACUGGAAUGUAAAAUAUGGCAAAUUUGCUGAAGCUGUGAAGCAUCCUGAUGGUUUGGCUGUGGUAGGCAUCCUCAUGAAGGUAGGGAAUGCCAAACCUGAAAUACAGAAAGUUGUUGAUGCUCUGAACUCCAUUCAAACCAAGGGGAAACAAGCUUCUUUCACAAACUUUGACCCUACUGGACUGCUGCCUGCAUGCAGAGACUAUUGGACAUACCCUGGCUCCCUGACCACUCCACCACUGAAUGAAUGUGUGAUCUGGCAUGUUCUGAAGGAGCCCAUCACUGUCAGCUCUGAGCAGAUGUGCAAACUCCGUGGCCUUUGCUUCAGUGCUGAGAAUGAGCCGGUGUGCCGCAUGGUGGACAACUGGCGCCCAUGCCAGCCUCUGAAGAGCAGGGAAGUCAGAGCUUCCUUCCAGUAACCUCAGCGAUGUGUGUGAUAGAAACUGCUGUUUAUGUGAGGAACCCUUUUUGCUAAGCACAAAUCAAACCUUUGCCAUGUGUGUCCUGGCAACAUCUUGUCUCCCAUAUUCGCUCUCUCUUUCAUUCUAUAUCUAAAAUGCCAGCUAAUGAAAUGUGAAAGGCUCUUGGCCAAACAGGAAGGGGUUCUUAAUGUGUGGAGCUGAGGGGGGGCUGUGUGCAUUUUGAUGACUUGCUGUGACUGACAUUUUGUUGUGACAAACAAUAUAUUGGCUGUUUGGGAGAGCAUAUGGUGAUAGCAAAAUAAGCCAUUCUAAGAAACCUCAUCCACUGGUGUGAUAGUACAUAUAACUAAUGAUAACUUGAAGCUUUGUCAAAAGCACAGGAAUACAAAAUAUAGGUAUAGUAUAGGAAAAAAAAAAAAGUAUAUUGAGAAGGAAAAGUAAAAUUGAAUACUGAGAAUUAGUCUUAGCUGUUAAGAAACUGACAUGUAAAUAUUUUGAAGACCAUUUUACAUUUUUACCCAUACUGUCAACAACCUUCAUGGUAGUGUGUUGGAUUUUUUUAAUUAAAAAUGUUCUAAAUUAAAUAUUAUCUUUUAAAAUUGUUACCACAGAGUACAAAGUAUCUUUUCACUGAAAUAAUAUAUGCUCUAAUUUAAGGGGGAAAUAAAAUUGUAUUUUAGAUAACUUCUCUAAUAAAUCUAUACUUAUAUUUUUGCUUCCAAGUUGUUGUUUAAUUCAGGGAAAUAGUUGCUACUCUGUUCACAUCAUUGCAUACUAAGCAAUAGUAAUAAAUAGUUAGCAUAUAAGGAGCGAGUAUUAAUGACACUGGAGAUUAAUGCAAAAUGAUACAAUGUAUUAGAAGAAAAUUUCUUAAGUUGCUCUCUGCUAGACUGCAGAAGAAAGAAUUAGUUCUGAGCGAUCCUUGCAAAUUGUCACUGAAGUUAAUUGCAUAAUAAAAGAUCCCCUUGCAAGAA
Centrocercus urophasianus (Greater sage-grouse) is the source of this 1874-nucleotide messenger RNA. It is a transcript of the gene CA2, whose product is annotated as carbonic anhydrase 2. The transcript is spliced from 7 exons. The record is from RefSeq and is a predicted model, not a curated record. Gene Ontology annotation, molecular function: zinc ion binding; carbonate dehydratase activity. NCBI's taxonomy places the organism in Eukaryota, Metazoa, Chordata, Aves, Galliformes, Phasianidae. The coding region runs from base 115 to 897 and encodes 260 amino acids. Gene Ontology annotation, cellular component: cytoplasm.